AAUAAAAAAAUGUAUGAAGAAAUUUGUCACAGUAAUUUUAAGAAAUAUAUAGUACCAAUGUUUGAUGACCCCUUAGUAAAGAAGAGUAGAUUUCUAUUAAACAAUCAAAUAUUUCUAAUACAGUACCCUCAAGAAUUAUAUAGCUCAAGUUUAUCGCCACAGGAAUAUUCAAAUUUAGUUAACGAUAUAAAUAAAAAUUUAAGAAAAUCAAGAAAGUUUAUUAAAAUAUUUACAAUUUUAUCAACUUUACAUUUUAUUAUAUUAAUUUUGGUCUUUUUAAUAAUAUCAGUUUUGUUUAAAGAUUAUAUUUUUGAAUCAGUACCAAUCGUUGCAGGUACAUUUAGCAGUCUACUAAUUUUCCCAAUAUUUAUAUUUAUAAGUUAUAUUUGGUUUUAUAUAAAAAGAAAUCGUAUUUUUUACGAAUAUAAUAAAUUUUUUUCCUCUAGAAGAAUUCGUGUACAGUUUAAAGAAUUUAGAGGAUUUAAUGGUUCACCAAAGUUAAAAAUAUAUUACCCACCAAUUAAUCAUAGUCAAAUCAAUAAUAUCAAUGGUAUAUUGGAUGAUAACUUUAAUUAUAUAGUAGACAGUGAUACACCGUCAUCGCUUAACCAAAUCACAUCCAAUUUUUCUUCAUCUUCACCCUCCUCUUCAAUGGUAUCAUCGGCCUCAUCGUCGACAUCGUCUCUAAAUUCUUUAGUUGUGGAGCCAAAUUCAUCAGGUGCCAUCGAAUCUUCUUUUGCAUUGGAGCCAUCAUCCAAUAAAGAGUUUACAAGUGUUGAUUUAGAUGAUGAUGGUAUUUAUAGUACAGAGAAUUAUAAUAAUAUACUAAAAGAUUUUACAACCAUAUCAAUAAUACCAACACCACCAAAUAGUAGCAUCAUUACUAGUGUAUAUAAAAAAAAUAGCUUGGAUUCAUUUUCAGAAAAAACUCCAUUGUUAGGUCACAGAUAGAUCAUUUAUUUAAAUUAAAUAAAUUUUUUAGUUCUUUUUUUAAAUAGUAAAU
Messenger RNA from Dictyostelium purpureum, 1003 nucleotides. RefSeq lists its product as uncharacterized. The transcript is spliced from 2 exons. NCBI's taxonomy places the organism in Eukaryota, Evosea, Eumycetozoa, Dictyosteliales, Dictyosteliaceae. The coding region runs from base 10 to 951 and encodes 313 amino acids. The record is from RefSeq and is a predicted model, not a curated record.